Messenger RNA from Penaeus indicus, 1063 nucleotides. RefSeq lists its product as uncharacterized. The record is from RefSeq and is a predicted model, not a curated record. The transcript is spliced from 7 exons. Lineage: Eukaryota; Metazoa; Arthropoda; Malacostraca; Decapoda; Penaeidae. The coding region runs from base 1 to 1002 and encodes 333 amino acids.
AUGACGUCACCACAGCUGUUGUGUGCGCACUGGAAGGUCAACUGCAGUUCCAUUCUCUCUCCAUUUUCCCUGCCGUGGCAAUUUCUACAGUGUGGUGCCGACGAGUGCCUCCUGCAGGUCCCUUCCGACGGAGCCUCAGACGAGGGGCGCCCCGAGGUGUUCCUUGCUCGUGCCCAAGUGCUGCCCGACUCCUGCCUCUAUAUGCCCCAAGGGUGGCAAUGGCAAGUGCGUGCCGAGGAAGACACGACCUUCCUCUGGCUGGCUUGGCAGGACGACCUCGUGCUUCGUGAUGACGUCAUCGCUGCUCUCCUCCCGCCGGAUGAGGACGACCAAGGCAGGGGGGGCGAGGAUGACCAGGCUCAGAGCGGGCGAUCUGCGGGGGGGAAAUCAACCAACACCAGGACUGGCGCCAAGAAGGGGAAGUCGACAGGUCCUGCGACUCUGUGGGAGAUCCUGCCCACUGACCCCCUGCCCCCCCUGGUCCUGUGGGGCGAGCAGGACCCACUCCCCCACCUCCUGGGCCAGUACCUCCUCUCAGGCCACCAACUCUCCUUCGACGCCUUCUACGAGCGUUUUCGGAUCGACCGGCUUCUUCUGCCAGACCUAGUCGACUGCCCGCCCGAGUGCCAGGCCCUCGCCGCCUCCAUCUUCAGCCUUCUGGACGCGAGCGCAGAUGGUCUCCUGAACCAGCUGGACGCCACCUACCUGACCCGGGCCAGCGUCAGGUCACUCACGCUGCAGCUGGAUGACCUUCUGGACGAGUUGAGGGACAUGGGGACAGAGCAGUGGGUGCACGUGGUUCAGGGCGACUCCGGACCCAGAGAAGCCUUCUUAGGGCGAGCCAAGGACCGCAUGGUGUCUUCGGCGCAGUCUCAGGUCAGGCGCUGGAUUGACGGGGAUCUCGAAGGCGCGGACGAGGAGGCGCUGAAGGAGCACCUGCCGGAGCUGUUCUCGCAGGUCGUCGCGGCGAGGGAGAAUACGGAUGGAAAGGAGGAGUUGUAACCUUUCUGUCAAAAUAAUAAUAUCUAGUGAGUGCUACGGAUUUCAAGUUAUUUGAAUAAAU